UUCUUGCUUUGCUUUGCUUGUUCUUCAGUGGUUUUUUUUUCUUCUCUAAAUUUUCUACGGGAGAAAAAUCUUAUCUUGCAUCGAUGAGGAUCAGGAAAAGACAGGUCCCGCUGCCUUUCUCUUCCAUUUCACCAGUACCUCUUUCAUCAGAUCCCAUCUUCAACCGCCCUCCGGUGGCGGUGGUGCAACUCCCUCUACGGCAGCAAGAGCCAUCUCCACCCUGCUUUGAUCCUCAAUACCCUUUUGAAUCUGAUCAUCCAAAUCACCCGAUCGGACAACCACUACCAACCCAAGGCUUUGCUUCAUCUUCUUCCCAUGGAACCACAACACAUGGAGAACAACAACUCAUGAAGACCAAACAAGAUUACUUGGUCUUGAAGCCUGGAGGAGGAGGAGGUAGAGAAGAGAAGAAUAGUGAUACCGGGAAAGGAGAAGAACUAGGAAUUGGGUUUCUUUCACAGUCGAGUUCUUCCAAUCAUCAAGCUGUUGCGAGCAUUGAUGGGGACGGUGAUGAUGAUGAUACGAUAAUGGUGAAAGGUGCAUACAAUAAGAGUAAUGCGGGGAAGAUGAAGAGUAAGGUAAAUAAAAAACUUGUGCAGCAGCAAAGCAACGAUGAAGAAGCGGUGAAAGGGAGCAAAGACGACGGUUGCGGCAGUGCGAAAAAAAGAGGCCGAGGUGGUGGUGGUGCACUGAAGGAAGGGUCGAGGUGCAGUCGAGUUAACGGAAGGGGAUGGAGAUGUUGCCAACAAACACUGGUUGGCUACUCUCUAUGCGAGCAUCAUUUGGGUAAAGGAAGGCUUAGGAGCAUCGCUAGUGUUCGAGGCCGGGCGAAGGAGGAGCGACGGGCUAACAAUGCCGAUCAUCGAGCUCCAAUAACGUCGUCUUCGUCACAAAAGUUAGGAAAGCAAACAAAGAAGAGAGUAGUGAAGCUUGGGAUGGUUAAAGCCCGAUCGAUGAGCAGUUUGCUGGGCCAAAACGACAAUGGCGCCAUUGUAGUAGCUGAUGAUAAUAACUAGUAGUGAGUGUGUAAAGGUUUGAGGUGCAACUGCUCCCAACUUCUUGUUUGA
This is a messenger RNA of Hibiscus syriacus, 1067 nucleotides long. RefSeq lists its product as uncharacterized. Lineage: Eukaryota; Viridiplantae; Streptophyta; Magnoliopsida; Malvales; Malvaceae. The coding region runs from base 84 to 1016 and encodes 310 amino acids. The record is from RefSeq and is a predicted model, not a curated record. The transcript is spliced from 4 exons.